Molecule: messenger RNA, 1689 nt
Organism: Fukomys damarensis (Damara mole-rat)
Lineage: Eukaryota; Metazoa; Chordata; Mammalia; Rodentia; Bathyergidae
Gene: Hmg20b
Product: high mobility group 20B
Exons: 11
Coding region: 98-1204 (368 amino acids)
Biological process (GO): regulation of gene expression
Cellular component (GO): nucleus
Source: RefSeq, a predicted model, not a curated record
GGCAGCCGGCAGGGGCGGGCUCGGAGAGGUUGGUUGACGCGUCGCCGCAGUGGAAAGGUCCGGGAAAGUUUCUUUGGAGGUCCGGCCCGGUGCGGCCAUGUCCCACGGCCCAAAGCAGCCUGGCGCAGCCACUGUGCCGGCGGGCAGCAAGGCUCCAGGCCCGCACGGGAGUUUUGUGGUGGCUGUCAAGCAGGAGCGCGGCGAGGCCCCGCGGGCCGGCGAAAAGGGAUCCCACGAGGAGGAGCCAGUGAAGAAACGGGGCUGGCCCAAGGGCAAGAAGCGAAAGAAGAUUCUGCCGAAUGGUCCCAAAGCACCAGUCACAGGCUACGUUCGCUUUCUGAAUGAGAGGCGGGAGCAGAUCCGCACCCGUCACCCGGACCUACCCUUCCCGGAGAUCACCAAGAUGCUGGGUGCGGAAUGGAGCAAGCUACAGCCUGCGGACAAGCAGCGGUACCUGGACGAGGCGGAGAGGGAGAAGCAGCAGUACAUGAAGGAGCUGCGGGCCUACCAACAGUCUGAGGCCUACAAGAUGUGCACUGAGAAGAUCCAGGAAAAGAAGAUCAAGAAAGAGGACUCGGGCUCGGGGCUCGUGAACACGCUUCUGAACGGACACAAGGGUGGGGACUGCGACGGCUUCUCUACCUUUGACGUCCCCAUCUUCACUGAAGAGUUCUUGGACCAAAACAAAGCGCGGGAGGCGGAGCUGCGGCGCCUGCGGAAGAUGAACGUGGCUUUCGAGGAGCAGAACGCCGUGCUGCAGCGGCACACGCAGAGCAUGAGCAGCGCGCGAGAGCGCCUGGAGCAGGAGCUGGCGCUGGAGGAAGCCGCGUCCCCGCCUGUGUCCUGUCGCCACCAACCCCGGUUCCCAGCAGCCCAUCUGCUGACCGCCCCUUCCCCUGACCACCCCGGGCCACUCCCUCGCCUGCCCUCCGGUCCCAAGUCCUCUCCACCUCGCUGUUUCCAGAGUCCUCACCCUGCCCCCGCCCCUGCUCGUCCGGGACGCCCGGGCCUAGGUCUCCCCCUUCUGCCUGCUGACACCUCCCGCGGUCCCCCCACAGGCACCGGAGAGACCCCGACCCUCAGCACCCUGGACUUCUACAUGGCCCGGCUGCAUGGCGCCAUCGAGCGUGACCCUGCAAGGCACGAAAGCCUCAUCGUUCGCAUCAAGGAGAUCCUGGCCCAGGUCGCCAGCGAGCAUCUGUAGGACCAGCUGCCAGCGCAUCUGAGGAGCAGCCUCCCCAUGUCCGGCCGAUGGAGGAGAGCCUGGGGGUCCAGCCUUUGGGGCCAGGCCCCAUCCUGCACCUUGGGGGCUCCAGCCCCCCAAAACUAAAUCUCUACAGCGUCCCUUCAGCUUUCAGCCUCCCCAGCCCCAGAACCCAGAGAAAGCACUGGCCCCUGGACAGGUCAGGGCCCAGAGGGGAUGCACAGGACUCACGGCAAGCACCCCGUGGGAGGGCUGCCUAGGGCUCCCUGCACCCCCAGAACUGUUCGCGGCAAGGGCUGCAUGCAUGUUGGCCACGCGGCAGGAGGAGCCUUCGGUGGCAACUCUCAGUCUCAGCGGCACCUGGGUGGGGAGGGUUGGGUGCCCUGACCGUCCCUGGCCCAGCUGAGCAACUCUCACGGCGGCAGACCCUUCUCACUGCUCACUGCAGACUUUUUAAAUAAAAUCUCACAGGAUUUGCGUAUCAA